AGAAGUCGUGAAGAGAGAUUGAAAUGAAAAUGGCGAAGCUUAUUGUGUUGGUAGUGUGUGCAAUUUGUGCUUUAGUGGGAGUAGUUUCAGGGCAGAGUGCUACGAAUGUGAGAGCGACUUAUAACCUAUACUACCCGGAGCAGCAUAACUGGGACUUGAAUGCGGUUAGUGCGUACUGCGCCACCUGGGACGCCGGUAAGCCCCUCGCAUGGCGCCAGAAAUAUGGCUGGACUGCUUUCUGUGGGCCUGUUGGGCCUACGGGCCAAGCAGCCUGUGGCAAGUGCUUGAAGGUCACUAACACAAGAACGAAUGCUCAACAAACGGUUAGGAUCGUUGAUCAGUGCAGCAAUGGAGGGCUGGAUUUGGAUAUCGGUGUUUUCCAGAAGCUGGAUACGGAUGGUAAUGGGAAUGCUCAGGGCCAUCUCACGGUCAACUAUAACUUUGUUGACUGUGGUGACUAAGCUUGCUUCUUUUUAUCUUUUAUAUGCCCUUCUUAUUAGUAACUAAAUAAAUGUACUCAUCUUCAUUAUACCCUUUGCCAUUGUGCUGGUAUGGUGUUUCGUUUACGAAUUAUGACUAAAUAAAAUAACAAUGUGGUAUAUUCAUCACCA
Molecule: messenger RNA, 611 nt
Organism: Arachis duranensis
Lineage: Eukaryota; Viridiplantae; Streptophyta; Magnoliopsida; Fabales; Fabaceae
Product: pathogenesis-related protein PR-4
Exons: 1
Coding region: 24-461 (145 amino acids)
Biological process (GO): defense response to bacterium; defense response to fungus
Molecular function (GO): RNA nuclease activity
Source: RefSeq, a predicted model, not a curated record